UUGUUUACUCGCUCUGUUACAGGAAGUUUGACAGAGGUAGGUCUGUCACACUUGGAGAAAGACCUUUAUAGAGUUUCCUCACACUACAACAGACAAAGGCGUUGCGGUUUCAGUUAUGUGCAGUUCUUUUGAGUAGUUCAAGGAAUUUAAGAAGCUCUGUUGUAUGUAAUGACUUCAGGGGACGGACGCGGAGGAGAAAAGCAAGAUCAUGCGGUCACGUCAGGUCCCGCGCUCUGAUCCCGCUACAUUUUAAAGUCAUCUAGAUAUUUUGUAGUGUAUUUACAAAAAAAGUGCUUAUUUUCAGCAGAAUGAGGUCUGCACGUAGCAGACAUCUAAUCUCGGCGAUUAGAAAUACAUUUAAGGGAAUAAGGACUGAUUAUUUAAGGUCCGACACGGAGUCCGUUCGGCUUUCGAGAGGUUCACGCAUCUUGGUCAGAGAGUUGAGCACCUCAGUUAAAACUCUACAGUAUGACAUGAAAAAAUCAGACAUAACCAAGUCUGGCAAUAGGAAGUUAUUCUUUGAUACUCAUGCAACGGUUCAGCUGCUUGAGAAAAACGGUUUCAUCACUCAGCAGGCCGAGGUCAUUGUCAAUAUGAUGGUAAAUAUCACAAAUUCAAACAUGGACAUUAUGUACGGUGACAUGGCUACCAAAACGCAGCAGGAAAUCAUGCUCCAGAAAGUGAUGUCUCAUAUUGCUGCUGUAAAAAAGGACAUGAUCAUUCUGGAGAAGAGUGAGUUCUCAGAAUUGCUAGCAGAGAAUGAGAAAAUCAAGAUUGAGCUAUCGCAGCUUAGAAUACAACUCACUGAUAUGAUAAACAAAAGGCGUGUAGAUGCCAUCUUGGAUUUAAAUGUGGAAAAAAGUCGUGUGAAGAAGUUGACAGCCGACUUUAACAGGACGCUUAUUGAGACCAGGAAUGAACUGAUGGAAAUGCAUUCUGAGCAGGAUCGUCACUUGACACAGACUAACAUGAAAAUCGACACAGAAGUGGCGGGCCUCAAGACUAUGCUGGAAUCACAUAAACUGGAUACGAUCAAAUAUCUGGCAGGUUCAGUGUUCACGUGUCUCACAGUCAUACUUGGGUUCUUUCGGAUAUGGAUGUAAACAUCAACAGACUUUGUUCUUCCUAAAAAAAAAACUUCACAUCAGCCUUCUUUUAUAAGGAGAACUGUGGUAUUCAUAAAGGUCCAUUCCUGCAAUAUUGUAUCAAGAUCUGUUAAGAAGAAUAAACCACUUUUACAUACAUAGUACCUACAAAAUGCUACAUCUUGCAUUAGCUUAUGAUGUUUAUACUCAUUAAAACCAAUGUCAACAGAUGAAUGAAUACCAAGAUAAUACAGUACACAAAUAUGCCAAAGAAGCUGCAAGAUAUGUUACAAAUCAACGGAAACACAUAGGCAGUUCUUAUUAAUUUUGCAUUUGUUUGUUUGCACCAGAUAAUGUCCCAUUUUUAGGUGUGAUGUAAUGAUGCCGUUUAAAUACACUACUUAUACAAAUAAUGUGACAAUGAAUAGUGCUGUUGUACUGAAUAUUGGCACAGCUACCUGUGACAAAGCUCUAACAAGCUGGUGUAUGAUGUACGUUGAAGUGCCUUGCGUUGUUUUGGUAAAAAUUUAAGGAAUAUAGUACAUGUAUUUGUCAAAUUGAUUUCAAUUCAUGUUGAAAACUUGAGAGAUGGGAACUAAACGCACAAGAUGUACAAAAAAAAGUGUACAAUAUUUUAAUUGUAAUAUGUUUCUGAUUCAUUGUAAGUCACAGUUAUUCUGGUUAAUAAAACAUCUUGAAUUAUU
Molecule: messenger RNA, 1789 nt
Organism: Puntigrus tetrazona (Sumatra barb)
Lineage: Eukaryota; Metazoa; Chordata; Actinopteri; Cypriniformes; Cyprinidae
Gene: mcur1
Product: mitochondrial calcium uniporter regulator 1
Exons: 9
Coding region: 309-1103 (264 amino acids)
Biological process (GO): calcium import into the mitochondrion; positive regulation of mitochondrial calcium ion concentration
Cellular component (GO): mitochondrial inner membrane; mitochondrion
Source: RefSeq, a predicted model, not a curated record